GGUUAACGACAGAAACAUAUAUAGAGCACCGGUUCCUAGGCAACAGGCCAUGGCUAUCUCCAAAACGCUAAUUGGUCCCCUUCUCAUUUCUCUUCUCCUUGUCCUCCUUGAUGAAUCUUAUCAAAAGGUGAUCACAAGCGAGGUUGAGAGCCCUUCUUCACAAAAAAUAGAUUGUGAAGGUGCUUGUGAGGUGAGGUGUCAAUUGUCGUCUAGGCCUCGGCUAUGCAAGAGGGCAUGUGGGACGUGCUGUGCCCGUUGCGACUGCGUCCCUCCAGGCACUUCUGGUAACUAUGAUGCGUGUCCCUGCUAUGCCAAUAUGACUACACAUGGCGGCAGGCGCAAAUGCCCUUAAAGCUUCCUGCCCUUAAUUGGCUUAGUGUUCUGCUUGAUAUCUCUCAUAACCUGGAGGUUGUAUAAGUAUCAUGUGUUGUGUAAAGAGAAAAAAGGACACAAAUAACAUACGGUUAUUACUUGUA
Messenger RNA from Alnus glutinosa, 476 nucleotides. RefSeq names its product snakin-2-like. NCBI's taxonomy places the organism in Eukaryota, Viridiplantae, Streptophyta, Magnoliopsida, Fagales, Betulaceae. The record is from RefSeq and is a predicted model, not a curated record. Bases 50 to 352 code for a protein of 100 amino acids. The transcript has 3 exons.